Caenorhabditis elegans is the source of this 1587-nucleotide messenger RNA. It is a transcript of the gene gtnt-47, whose product is annotated as Glycosyltransferase family 92 protein. The transcript is spliced from 7 exons. The record is from RefSeq and is marked reviewed. Gene Ontology annotation, molecular function: glycosyltransferase activity; phosphatidylinositol-4,5-bisphosphate phospholipase C activity; hydrolase activity. Gene Ontology annotation, cellular component: membrane. Gene Ontology annotation, biological process: lipid catabolic process; intracellular signal transduction; lipid metabolic process. Lineage: Eukaryota; Metazoa; Nematoda; Chromadorea; Rhabditida; Rhabditidae. The coding region runs from base 1 to 1587 and encodes 528 amino acids.
AUGCGACUUCAAAAUAUGUUCAGAAGUAAAUUCUGUCUGUUUUUUGUGAUAUUUCUACUACUAGUAUUAUUGUAUACAGCUCCAGUUAGUCAACUGUUGAAGAAAUCAUCAAAUACUAGAACAUCGGAGAAUACAACAAAUUAUAUUAGUAGAAUUAAAAAUUCAAUUCCAAAAUCUGGAGUGAUUAUUGAUCCACAAAGACGUUUAAGCAGAGUUCUUCCAGUUUCCCAUGUUUUCAUUACAUCUGCCUACUACUAUCCAACAUCCAAAUCAUUGGGAUCAAACGCGAUUGCAUUGAAUAUGGUUGUUGAUUCAGUUAAUUUUAGUGUUGAAAAUGCAAUAUACAAAGUUAUUGGAUCAAAUGGUACUCAUUCUGAUUCAACAGAAGCUGUCUCAAAAGUAGAAGGAGUUCCAAGUUGUCGUUAUACUACUGCGAUGGCUAGAACGAACACAAUAGAGAAUUUGAAAAAAUUGGAAAUGGAAUCCAAUGGAGUAAAAGUUGAGAUUCCGUUCAAAAUGGCUUGUUAUUCAGCUCCAAAACCAGUUAUCAUAUGCAUUUCUCCACAAUUUGUUGCAGAACAAUGGCAAAUGUUUUUGAUGCAUGUACACGUGGCAAAUCGAUUUGGAGGGCAUCUUCAUAUGUACAUAACUUCAAUGAUAGAAUCUUAUUUUGAAUUAAUGAGAGAAUAUGAAAGACAGGGAUAUUUGACACUUGAUUAUUGGUUAAGAAUGAAAUUUGAGAAAAUUGAAACACCGUAUUUUGAGCCAAACGGGAAUAUUGAAUGGAGAAAUCAAGCAGGAGCAGAGACAGAUUGUCUUUUGCAGUACAAGGAAGCUGCACAAUACAUUGCAUUUUUUGAUAUGGACGAUAUCCUGUUCCCAGCAAGUUAUUCAACAUAUUUGGAAGAAUUUAAUGCGGAAUGGGCAAUUGAACCGAAUACGACAUCACUGUUUUACGGAAGACGGGAGCAUGAGUUCGUGAAAGCUGAAACAAUGUCAGAGUUCAGUUUCUCUGAACUUGUCGCCAGUCUCCGAUCGUCUCCAACCGUGAAACGUGGAAAAGUCGUUGUAAAACCAGAAACCUACAAUCACACGUGGAUUCAUUACAGUUGGCAUGAAGAUCCAAAUACGAGGCAUAAUGUCAGUUUCCCUCAUCUUGUUCAUGUUCAACGACCACUCCAGAAAAAUGGUCAUAACAAUAUCACACAUCUCUGGAAAAUGGAAUUUGAACCAUUAAACGAAACAAUCAGAGAAGAAGAUAUUAAAGCGAUUGAAUAUGAUUUUUGGAGAAUGCGGAAUCAAUCUCGAGUCGUUGAAAUUUCAAAACGACUUCCAAGUGAAGAUUUUUAUUUGCCAAUUGUAUUCAAAUGUUAUUAUGAUUCAUUCUAUGGUUUCAUAUUUGAUAACAAACGUCGAAAAGGUCCAAUGCAAUGCCCGAAUGCAGAUCUUUGUGAAUUACCACAAAGAGAAGAAUAUCGUUGUGUACAUUCAGAUGCUGAAUAUUAUUCAGGACCCCAUAUGGAACCAUUUACAUUUCAUUUCUCGAGUAAUUCAUUUUGGACUAAAGACAUCGGAUGUUAUCAGUAA